This is a messenger RNA of Colletotrichum truncatum, 156 nucleotides long. RefSeq lists its product as uncharacterized. The record is from RefSeq and is a predicted model, not a curated record. Lineage: Eukaryota; Fungi; Ascomycota; Sordariomycetes; Glomerellales; Glomerellaceae.
AUGGUGCCGACGGAACUACGCCUGUGGGCAUCAUUUUACUGGCGCUUAGGAGUGGUGUUACCGAUACAGCCAAACCCAGAAACGUUGCAAGGUUGUGGUCACGCAAGUGGAUUACGACUCAUCGGCGUGCAAGACCUGUGUGAAGAAAGGAGUUAA